AUGGAGGACACCUCCGAGGAGGAGAUCUGCUUUCCAUGCCAGGCGCGCGGCAGGAUCAACGGCGUCGAGGACUUGCAGGGCGCCGGGCGCGGCCAGGUGCUGAACUACCUGGACAUCGAAGAGGAUGGGGGGGGCCCGACCUCACCUUCAGCAGCGCUGGCGAAGCGCUCAGCAGGACACCGGACGGCAGAAGCAGCCUACAACGAGACGACACCGGAGUGGAUUCUGCAGCUAGACCAGGCUCGGGAGAUGCCGGGCCAGACGAAGGCCCCGACGAGUUGGGCAGGCCCGAGGGAGCUGGCCCUGAUCUUCCAGCACGACCUGGAGGAGACGAAGGCCGAGGACAGGAGUUCUGAGGACAUCGGGAAGAAGCUCCAGGCGCACUGCGACAACCUGAAGCUCAUGGAGGCCAAGAUGGCUUUCGACGCAGGGGCGGCACCUCCAGGGGGCGACGCGCCCGCUUUGACCUCGAGGCCGAAGCCAGUCCUGCGACCCCAGCUUCUAUCCAGCCAGAACCUCUUCAAGCCCCCAGUGCUGCCCGAGAUUAACGAAGUCCAGCGGACGCGGCGUCGUCCGACCUACUGGGGCUGGCAGCCGUCGAAGCCCACCGGAAAAUGGAGACAGCGGGGGAAGCCCUACUUCCAAGCGCCCCAGUCCUUGCGGACCCGUUGUGGCCACAGUUUCGUCUUCAUGACGCGGUGCAAGGCCUGGCAGGGGCUCCACAGGGAGACGCCGACGCAGGCGUGGCAGUGUUUGGUAUACCGCAAGUGGACGGCGUGA
Prorocentrum cordatum is the source of this 780-nucleotide messenger RNA. The record is from the annotation of a GenBank genome assembly. NCBI's taxonomy places the organism in Eukaryota, Dinophyceae, Prorocentrales, Prorocentraceae.